Tinamus guttatus (white-throated tinamou) is the source of this 1077-nucleotide messenger RNA. It is a transcript of the gene KCNG3, whose product is annotated as potassium voltage-gated channel modifier subfamily G member 3. NCBI's taxonomy places the organism in Eukaryota, Metazoa, Chordata, Aves, Tinamiformes, Tinamidae. Gene Ontology annotation, biological process: potassium ion transmembrane transport; action potential; protein homooligomerization. Gene Ontology annotation, molecular function: protein binding; delayed rectifier potassium channel activity. Gene Ontology annotation, cellular component: membrane; voltage-gated potassium channel complex. The record is from RefSeq and is a predicted model, not a curated record.
AUGGGGGUGGUAGAACGCUGUUUUAGCCUGGACGUCCCUUGGGAGACACAAUGCAUUGGUUUUGAAAAGGGGGACUCACCUGCCCUUCCUCGUGGGCGGCUGGAGAAAGUGGCUGCUGGCUUUGCAAGCGGGAGCACCUCGCUGAACGGCAGGACUCGUCACGGGCCAUUUUACCCCACGCUGCUCCAGACGCCCCUCAGCCUAGAAAACACAACUGUCGCGCGCAGGCUCGAGAGGAUGAGGAGGACUUUCGAGGAGCCCACGUCCUCCGGGGCCGCGCAGGUGCUGGCCACCGUCUCCAUCCUCUUCGUGAUCGUGUCCAUGGUGGUGCUGUGCGCCAGCACGCUGCCCGAGUGGCGCGCGCCGGAGAACCGCAGCGUGGAGGAGCAGAGCAGGUACACAGCAGAGUCAGUGAGGGAGCCCUCAGGGAUAAUUGAAGCUAUCUGCAUAGGCUGGUUCACGGCAGAGUGCAUUGUGAGGUUCAUCGUCUCCAAAAACAAGUGUGAGUUUGUCAGAAGACCUCUCAACAUCAUUGAUUUACUGGCAAUUACUCCCUACUACAUCUCUGUUCUAAUGACAGUUUUUACCGGGGAAAAUUCGCAGCUACAGAGGGCUGGAGUCACCUUGAGGGUCUUAAGAAUGAUGAGGAUUUUCUGGGUGAUUAAACUUGCUCGUCAUUUCAUUGGCCUUCAGACACUUGGGCUGACUCUGAAGCGCUGUUACAGAGAGAUGGUGAUGCUACUUGUCUUUAUCUGUGUUGCUAUGGCAAUUUUCAGUGCACUCUCCCAGCUUCUUGAAAAUGGGCUGGACUUGGGAACAAAGAAUAAGGAUUACGCCAGCAUCCCUGCUGCUUGUUGGUGGGUGAUCAUCUCUAUGACCACAGUUGGUUAUGGUGACAUGUGCCCCAUCACUGUACCUGGAAGGAUUCUUGGAGGAAUUUGUGUGGUUAGUGGCAUUGUUUUACUAGCCUUGCCAAUUACUUUCAUUUAUCAUAGCUUCGUGCAAUGUUACCAUGAGCUCAAAUUCCGAUCUGCUAGGUACAGUAGAAGCCUCUCUGCCGAGUUCUUAAAUUGACCA